GUGCACGCGUGGGAGAUCUCGGACCAGCUCCUGCAGAUCCGGCAGGAUGUGGAAUCCUGCUACUUCGCGGCGCAGACCAUGAAGAUGAAGAUCCAGACGUCGUUCUACGAACUGCCCACGGACUCGCACGCGUCGCUGCGGGACUCCCUGCUCUCCCACAUCCAGAACUUGAAGGACCUGUCCCCCGUCAUCGUCACGCAGCUCGCUCUAGCAAUAGCAGACCUUGCCCUGCAAAUGGCCUCCUGGAAGGGCUGCGUACAGACACUGGUGGAAAAGUACAGCAACGAUGUCACCUCGCUGCCCUUCCUGCUGGAGAUCCUCACGGUGCUGCCCGAGGAGGUUCACAGCCGAUCCCUGCGCAUCGGAGCCAACCGCCGCACGGAGAUCAUCGAGGAUCUGGCUUAUUAUUCCAGCACGGUCGUGUCCCUGCUGAUGACGUGCGUGGAGAAGGCGGGCAACGACGAGAAGAUGCUCAUCAAAAUCUUCCGCUGCUUGGGGAGCUGGUUCAACCUGGGCGUCCUGGACAGCACCUUCAUGGCAAACAGCAAGUUGCUGUCCCUGCUCUUCGAGGUGCUGCAACAAGACAAGACGUCGUCCAACCUGCACGAGGCGGCGUCGGACUGCGUGUGCUCGGCGCUCUACGCCAUCGAGAACGUGGAGACCAACCUGCCCCUGGCCCUGCAGCUCUUCCAGGGCGUCCUCACCCUCGAGACCGCCUACCACAUGGCCGUGGCACGGGAGGACCUGGACAAGGUGCUCAAUUACUGCCGCGUCUUCACCGAGCUCUGCGAGACCUUCCUGGACAAGAUCGUCUGCACGCCGGGCCAGGGCCUGGGCGACCUGCGCACGCUGGAGCUGCUGCUCAUCUGCGCCGGCCACCCGCAGUACGAGGUGGUGGAAAUUUCCUUCAACUUCUGGUACCGCCUGGGCGAGCACCUGUACAAGACGGACGACGCCGUCAUCCACAGCAUCUUCAAGGCCUACAUCCAGCGGCUGGAGGGUGUCCCGGAGGAGACCGAUGACUUCGGGGAGUUCCGCAUGCGGGUCUCGGACCUGGUCAAGGACCUCAUCUUCCUGGUGGGCUCGGUGGAGUGCUUUGCUCAGGUGGGUGCGCGGGAGCGUCGCGCUGCCAGCGGGGUGGCCCUGGCCCUGCCACGUGUCCCCAAGAGGAAGUGUCUGGCCCUGCCACGUGUCCCCAAGGGGGAAGCUCAUCUCUACGCCACCCUGAAGGACGGGAACCCUCCCUGGGAGGUGACGGAGGCCGUCCUCUUCAUCAUGGCCUCCAUCGCCAAGAGCGUGGACCA
Tinamus guttatus (white-throated tinamou) is the source of this 1304-nucleotide messenger RNA. Lineage: Eukaryota; Metazoa; Chordata; Aves; Tinamiformes; Tinamidae. The record is from RefSeq and is a predicted model, not a curated record.